Molecule: messenger RNA, 2532 nt
Organism: Stylonychia lemnae
Lineage: Eukaryota; Ciliophora; Spirotrichea; Sporadotrichida; Oxytrichidae
Source: the annotation of a GenBank genome assembly
AUGAUAUUGUCAAAGCGCAAAAUAAAGCUAUUAAAACUAUGUUUGACUUCUACAGCAUUAGAAAAAGGACUUUUGCUUACUUACUUAGCAUUGUUUCCUGUGAUGGUUUUCUUUGCAUCUUAUAAUAAUCCUUUGAACAUAGAAAACUAUGAUAUUAGGACUAACAUCUUAAAAUACUACGACCAAGAUCAAAUCAUCAAAGCAAGGACGUAUAAUGAUAUUUACAGCUAUCUAGAUGAACUGCUGCAUGAAAGGCUCUGGGUUAAAAACAAAAGUUCUCCUUAUCAGCCAAUAGGUACGCUUAGAUUAGCUUAGUACAGAGUCUAAAGUGACUGUACUGAAAAAGAGAUCAGAGAAGAAUGCAGCACUAUUGAGUGCUUUAAAAAGAUGUACUCUCCCUCUUGCAAUUAACUGUUUGUGGCGAAUCAGACAGAGGCAAAAGAAUUUUUUCCAAAUAAUAAAUCAAUUUGCUAAUACAGAGAAUGUGGCGAAUACAAUUACUCUAAUGUUUAAAUUAGAGACUUCAGUGGAAAUUUUGGUACUUAUGGAGGAGGAGGUUUCUCAAUUGACUUCACCUAUAAUAAAACACAAAACAAAAAUUAAAUAAAUGAAUUGAUAAAGAAUUCUUGGCUUGACUUGAACACCAGAGCUGUUUGCUUGUCUUGGAGUGUACAUAAUGUCUGGAGUGACAGAUAUUUUAUCACAACAGUAUUUUUAGAAAAUCCUGGUAACAGCAUUUUUUCAGUAUCUUUCAGAGUGCAAACAGCUUAUAUAUAUAAGAAAGAUGACCCUGAUUCAUACUCAGAUAAGGUUAGCGUGAUAGUCAUCUACACUUUGUUUUUGUUGAAUACUCUACUCUUUGCUGGUAAAACAGUCCUUGAAUUAGGUCUCUCGAUAAAUAGGUUUACGAACUUGAUUGAAAUUCUCAACCUGACUCUAUGCUGCCUGGCAGUAUCUGGAAGAAUCGGAAGCAUUGGAAUAGUGGUAGAUAAUAUUGAACUAGAGAAUGCGUAUGACAGUUUUUAAACUUUUUCGACUUAAGCCUCUUUACAUCAGUUCGAGAUUAUUGCUUUAGGCACUGCCGCACUAUUUUAUCCUUUCAGAGCAUAUUAACUUUUCAGUCAUUUUAAUUUUUUCAAGCCAAUGUGUAUCUUCUUGAAUACAAUAUUCAGAAUGUUUCCAGGGAUCUCAACUUUUUUUAUUAUUACAACUACUCUCUUUGCUUGCUGGGCUUAAGGAUUUUAUUUAAUAUUCUCGCCCUAUCUAUUCGAAUUCAGAAACUACUUUGAAUCUCUCCUUACUAUAUCUUUUAAAAGGUUUUACGAGAAUGAUUAGUUCGCUAAAUUUACUUAAAACAGAGAUUUCGCAUAUCUGGAAGUUGCUGGCCUCUUGAUGAGCUGGACAACUACUUUAAUUCUAAUCAUUUUCAUUGCUAUGGUUACAACCUUAUAUAAAAAAGCAACAGGCUUUGAAAAAGGCGCUGAAAUAAUGACUCUUGAAAAAUAGCAAAUUUUGAACGAUAUCAAGGACAUAAAAGAUAAAGUUAACCUGAUUUACAUCAAGAAAUUAAAGACUUUCUCAGGGAAUUCAAAUUUAUUUUUAGAGAAUAUGUAAAUUCAAAAGGGUAGAGACGAAUCAGAAGUCAGUAUGCAAAUGAAAAAUAAAAAGAUUGUAGUCUGGCUAAUAAAUAGAUCAAGAAGAAGUAUGAGAGCUGAAAGAGAAUCGCUUUUCAAGAAGAUUAAUGAAGAGAUAAUUGAAGAAUAUGAGUUUCUAUAAAUGGUCAAAACCAGCGAUCUAAAUAGAAGAGAAUCAGUAGCAGUAUUCAAAGAUCCCCGCAAGUCAAGCGCAAGUUUUGGGGGCAAAAUGAUUAGAGUAGAAAGUUCUGAAAACAAAAAUGUAUCAGCUGGAGGUGUGGGUGUUGGAGUAUAAUAUCCAAACUAUAUUAAUAGUCAUAACCAGCCUCACUAAAUUGAGUUCAUUGACUUUGAAGAUUUUAAACAGCUAAAGAACUUUUUAGAUUCCUUCUUUAAGAUAAAACCUGCUCUGAUAACAUCAGCCUCCUUUGACAAGUUUAGAAUAGUCAUUGAAAAUUAUGUAGAGCAAGAGCACUUACAAUUUUAAAAUAGUCCUGAUCUAGAAGAUAUAAUGAUGAAUAAUGAGAGGAAUGAUUAUGCUUAUUAGAAAUUGAAAUAGUCAAGUGAAGAAUCUAAUAGGAAAAAUGAUAAAAUAUCUAAGCAAUAAAAGCAACUAAGAAAACAACAGCUGCAUCAUGCUGAAGAAGUAAUUGACUAUCUUAAAGAGAUAGGCAGUAAAGUACCAGUCAUUAUCUAUUCUAACUACGAGGAGGAUUAGCAAGGGUUUAAGAAGAUAAUGAAAAUAAAGAUGAAGUAUCAAAUGCUCUAAACCACUAAUAAGAUUGAUGACCUUAAAAGAUUCUGUAUGAUGUAAUUACACGGAGGUAAUUAAAACAACAAUUAGAACUAAAAACUUUCAUCAGCCCAUAAAUAGUCUAUCUUUUAGCAAUAAAUAUGA